UCGCGCCGUAUAUUCCAACAGAUUUAAGCUGAUCGCUCACUCGCUUGCCGGAAUUCAGUGGAUUAACAUGGUCGGUGACUGAUGUGUCUCAUUCGCGAUUCGGAUCACACAUUGUAGCUAGCCUUUUUCAAGUAUUUGUUCAGUUUGAAUUGUUAAUCAGUUGUACAUGUGCCCGAUCGUACGAUAGUCGCGAAAUCGUCUAUCGUUACGAUUUAGAUCUUUAAAUCUCGCUAUUUCUAUAAACGGAUUAUUCAAGUAUUACGACAAAAGUUACAAAAACAUUGUUCACCUGAGCCCACUGGCUUAUAAUCAAAUCAAUCUGAAUAUUGAUGCAGUAAUUAACACGGAGCAUCACAUUUCGUCAUUGAUGCAGAUGGAUGAGGAACACGAGAAAUAUUACAGAAAACAAUGACGCGGCACAGAAAAAUCAUCUAACAGUAAAGCAUUAGCAAAAAGAUUCGAAAAGGAAACUCACAGACUAUAUUAUAUUGAUCGUAUUCAUAUUACAAUAAUUAUUAACUGAGAUCCGAAGAACUCUUGAGAACAGAAUCCAGUAUUAGUUAAGUCCGUACUGAAUCGCCUACUUUUGAUACGCGAUUACAACAAUCGUAUCACGCACAUGACAUGUAUGUAAUGUAAUGUGUGUCAAUCAACGUUGAUAAUUUACCCCGCCGAAACAAAGGAUAACUUCUUUGAUGCUUAACCCGCCGAUAAGCGGAAGUGAAGAAAUAAAAAGCCAGUAACAACCAGAUAGUCAUAAUAUUCUCUCAGUUGUUCAAUCGUAUCAAUAUGCCGAUGCAAUACACAUCUGUCUCGCUAAACGCGACACGAGCAGUCGACAUCCAUUUCAAGGAUUUAUCGUAUCAAGUCCAGAUCAGAUAUCGUGGACCUAAGAAGCAGAUUCUGAAGGGCCUGAAUGGUGUUUUCAAGUGCGGAGAAUUGACGGCAAUCAUGGGACCAUCUGGUGCCGGUAAAUCCUCAUUACUGAACAUCCUGACCGGAUUUCAGGAAGAAAACUUGCUCGGAACGAUGGAGUAUAUCAGUAGGCAGGGUAAACUGGAUCGAAAAAAGUGCAAGAAACUUUCAUGCUACGUCCAACAAGCGGACAAUAUGUAUGGUCUGCUCACCAUCCAGGAGAGCAUGAUGCUAGCGUCCUGUCUGAAAAUCGCCAGCAUAACGCAGAAACGCAGGCAAACGCUGAUUGAUGACAUCUUGGACACCCUAAAUCUAUCGAAGGCAAAGAACACGAGAGUCGAUCGACUUAGCGGCGGACAGAAGAAGAGACUAAGCAUCGCUCUAGAGCUGAUCGACAAUCCGCCGAUCAUGUUUCUGGACGAGCCGACCAGUGGCCUGGACUCGUUAGCAUCUUCGCAGUGCAUUGCUGCGCUCCAGACUCUCGCGAAAAGUGGUAGAGCGAUUAUCUGUACCAUUCAUCAACCCAGCGCUGCGCUCUAUCAUAUGUUCGAUUACAUCUACCUGAUAGCUGACGGUCACUGCAUGUACGCCGACGUGCCCAAUAAUACAAUAAAUUAUUUUGCGAAACAAGGCUUUCAGUGUCCUAAAUAUCACAAUCCUGCGGACUACAUGUUGGAAGUGGUGAAUCAAGAGUACGGGAAUUAUAACAAUCAGUUGGUCAUUGCGGCCAAGAAAUAUUGCCAGCGAGACGAGACACCUUUGCAGACGAACACAUUCACGAAAUCAGGAUUGUCGUUCGCAAACGACAGAGAAGGGAUUGCGAUAAAUCCGCCUUCGGAGAUGAUGAGAUUUCGGGUACUGCUACGUCGUUGUGUAUUGCUGCUGUACCGCGACUGGACAACGACCUACAUCAAAAUGUUUUUCCAUUUCCUCGUGGCUCUCCUAUUGGGUUUGCUGUAUAUGCACGCUGGCGCAGAUGGUAGCAAGACUAUUAGCAACGUCAGUUUCAUGUUCUUCACCGUGGUAUACAUAGCUUACACCAGCAUGAUGCCGGCCGUACUCAGAUUCCCUCUUGAAAUGGACAUUCUCAGGAAGGAGCGUUUCAAUAACUGGUACCAACUAAAGACGUAUUAUAUAACAACUAUAAUAACCACUUUUCCGCUACAAGUAUUCUUCUGCCUUCUUUAUUCGGGCGUCUCUUAUGUGUUAACCGGCCAACCCAUGGAGUGGUUUCGGUAUUACAGAUUCCUGCUCAUUGUGAUUCUGACGAGUAUUAGCGCGGAAAGCAUGGGUAUAGGCUUUGGUGCGAUCUUUGAUCCCGUUAACGGUACCUUCAUCGGUUCCAUCGUCAUAUGCACAUUAUUGUGUUUCAUCGGUUUUCUGAUCUUCUUGAAUCAUAUGCCAAUAGUUCUUUACUACGUGAGCUACAUUAAUUAUCUUAGAUAUGCCUUUGAGGGUCUGCUUCAAUCAGUGUACGGAUAUCAUCGAGAAAAGCUAAGUUGUCCGAGUUCUGCGAUUUAUUGCCAUUACCGAAUGCCAUCAGCAAUGCUGGAAGAGUUGAACAUGAUCAAACCUAUGUUUUGGAUUGACGUCGCCGUUCUAUUCAUCUACUUUGUGUUUUUCCGGCUGGCAGCUUAUAUAGUCUUAAAGAGAAGACUGACGAAAUUAUGGUAAGGAUUUAUUUUGUACGUUGCUGUUUGCAGUAACAAUCAUAACUGCAUUGUAAAUGAUAUCUCACUUGCAAAGAUUGUUUUAAGUGCUUUCGCGAUCAUAGUUUUUGUACGUAAAGACAUUAAGAAAACAUCAAGAAAAUUGUUAUAAAAUGCAUCGUAUUAUAUUAGUGAUUAAAGUAAAGCCAAAUUUUGUGUAAUUUUAGUGUGAUGACUGUGACAUCUUUAUCGUUGUAAUGUUGUUGUAAUACUUAGACUGUGAGAUAAGAUAAUGAUAAUUGUCUUCGUAGUAAAUUAGAAUUAAAAAGUCAAAGAAAAACAAUUCUUACGUAAUCUAUACUUAUAUAAAACACAGUCUAUUAUUUAUAACUGGAUUUAACUUAAUUUUAUUCUGGCUAAAUAAAAUAGUAAAAGGUGUAUAAAGGAAACAGAGAGUAACUAUGCAGUGAACUUUGACAUACUGAACACGACACGUGCUGAACGACGUCGAAUAGAUAUCGCGAGCAUUUACUAUGAUAAUAAUUCGAGAAACGUGAUAAUUUGAUUGCAAUUUUCUUAAUAUGUCUACAUUAAUAACCACAGUUUUUUCGAAUCAAUUUAAUUUGGAUAACGCCUUAACUAAUUGUGCAUAAUUAUAUGUAAUAAAAAUCACAUUUUAUUGAAGAAUUGAAAUAUUUUUAAACGUUAAAAUUUUUAAAAACGCCCGUGUAAUGGCAACCUGUCCUGUAAAAAAGAGUUGAGCAAACUCUUAGGUAAUCAUUCUGCGGGCGCCAAUCAUUAAUAGAUGAACGGUUUGCUAUUUUGCAGGCGCGCUGUAGUUUGUGCUCCUAGUUUUUAGUUCCAAUAAUUUGAAUUUCGUUGAAACAAUCCGCAUGGAUUUUCCGAUUAAACCAAUAAAAUGUAGCAAAUACCUUACUUAUUUCCAUUAAAUUAUUGCAUAAUACCAUGUGUGAUAUUGCAGGAGUUAAUUUAAAUGCAAGUCAUUCGAUGAGAAGAAAAUACUUAUUUUCUCAUAAUAGAUCAAUCUCAUAUGAAUAAAAAACAGACGUUCACUGUACAUAAUCAAGCACUACUAAUUUCUUUAUGUAACAAAAAAAACAGGGAAAAAAUGGGGAUAAUUGCAUAAUUAUACUCUAGCGUAAAGGUGUAGCCCGUUAGGUUGUUCGUAUUUAUUAUGUCAUUAUUUGAAAAGAUAUUUUAUUAUAGCGAUAUUAAGACAUGAAAUUAAUGAUGAUGAGAAUUCGUAUUGAAUUCCUUGUUUCAAAUAAAUUGUUUAUUUUCACACGUCAAA
Molecule: messenger RNA, 3876 nt
Organism: Ooceraea biroi (clonal raider ant)
Lineage: Eukaryota; Metazoa; Arthropoda; Insecta; Hymenoptera; Formicidae
Product: ATP-binding cassette sub-family G member 1
Biological process (GO): transmembrane transport
Cellular component (GO): plasma membrane
Molecular function (GO): ATP hydrolysis activity; ATP binding; ABC-type transporter activity
Source: RefSeq, a predicted model, not a curated record